Rana temporaria (common frog) is the source of this 3051-nucleotide messenger RNA. It is a transcript of the gene CUL5, whose product is annotated as cullin 5. The transcript is spliced from 20 exons. Lineage: Eukaryota; Metazoa; Chordata; Amphibia; Anura; Ranidae. Gene Ontology annotation, biological process: SCF-dependent proteasomal ubiquitin-dependent protein catabolic process; protein ubiquitination. The record is from RefSeq and is a predicted model, not a curated record. Gene Ontology annotation, molecular function: ubiquitin protein ligase binding. The coding region runs from base 81 to 2462 and encodes 793 amino acids. Gene Ontology annotation, cellular component: SCF ubiquitin ligase complex; Cul5-RING ubiquitin ligase complex.
CUCGGAGAUCUCGCGGAGUCCUGCAGUAGCCGUGAGUAGGAAAUCUCGCGGGAUCCGGCGGGAGGACAAGUUGAGGGAAUAUGGCGACGUCUCAUCUUUUAAAGAAUAAAGGUUCCCUUCAAUUUGAGGACAAAUGGGAUUUCAUGAGACCUAUAGUCCUGAAACUCCUACGACAGGAGUCCGUCACAAAACAACAGUGGUUCGACCUCUUCUCGGAUGUGCAUGCAGUUUGCCUAUGGGAUGACAAAGGCCCAGCAAAAAUCCACCAGGCUUUAAAAGAGGACAUUCUAGAGUUUAUAAAGCAAGCUCAAGCAAGAGUACUCAGUCAUCAGGAUGACACUGCUUUACUGAAGGCGUAUAUUGUAGAAUGGCGCAAGUUCUUUACACAGUGCGACAUCUUACCCAAACCCUUCUGUCAGUUAGAAAUCACAUUAAUGGGAAAACAAGGAAGUAACAAGAAAUCAAAUGUGGAAGACAGUAUUGUUAGAAAGCUGAUGCUGGAUACGUGGAAUGAAUCUAUAUUUUCUAAUAUAAAGAAUCGUCUUCAGGAUAGUGCAAUGAAAUUGGUUCACGCGGAACGGUUAGGGGAAGCAUUUGAUUCCCAACUAGUUAUUGGUGUUAGAGAAUCCUAUGUUAAUCUUUGUUCAAAUCCAGAAUACAAACUGCAGAUCUAUCGGGACAAUUUUGAAAAAGCCUAUUUAGAUUCUACAGAGAGGUUUUACCGAACCCAGGCCCCUUCUUACCUCCAACAAAACGGUGUACAGAAUUACAUGAAAUACGCAGAUGCUAAACUAAAAGAAGAAGAGAAGAGAGCCCAACGAUACUUGGAGACAAGGCAAGAAUGUAACUCUGUGCAAGCGCUCAUGGAGUGCUGCGUUAAUGCUCUGGUGACAUCUUUCAAAGAAACCAUUUUAGCUGAGUGCCAAGGAAUGAUCAAACGCAAUGAGACAGAAAAGUUGCACUUAAUGUUUUCUCUCAUGGAUAAAGUUCCGAGUGGAAUUGAGCCAAUGUUAAAGGACCUCGAGGAGCACAUUGUGAGUGCUGGAUUAGCAGACAUGGUGGCAGCUGCAGAAACCAUUACUACUGAUUCUGAGAAGUAUGUAGAGCAAUUACUGACAUUGUUUAAUAGAUUUAGCAAACUAGUAAAAGAAGCCUUUCAAGAUGAUCCAAGGUUUCUUACUGCUCGAGACAAGGCAUACAAGGCUGUGGUGAAUGAUGCAACAAUAUUUAAACUGGAACUACCACUAAAGCAAAAAGGCAUCCUCACUUUACAGCAAGCGUCUAAAGUAUUUGCACGGGUGGGAUUAAAAACACAGCCUGAGUCAAAGUGCCCGGAGUUACUUGCUAAUUACUGUGAUAUGUUGUUAAGAAAAACACCUCUCAGUAAAAAGCUUACUUCCGAAGAAAUUGAAGCAAAGCUGAAGGAAGUGCUGCUGGUGCUCAAAUAUGUUCAGAAUAAAGACGUGUUCAUGAGAUAUCACAAAGCUCACCUCACCAGACGUCUGAUUCUGGACAUCUCUGCAGACAGUGAAAUUGAAGAAAACAUGGUGGAAUGGCUCAGGGAAGUCGGAAUGCCUGCUGACUAUGUAAAUAAACUGGCUCGGAUGUUCCAAGACAUUAAAGUAUCUGAAGAUUUAAAUCAAGCUUUCAAAGAAAUGCAUAAAAAUAAUAAAUUAGCACUUCCAGCUGAUUCUGUGAACAUUAAGAUUUUAAAUGCGGGUGCAUGGUCAAGAAGCUCUGAAAAGGUCUUUGUUUCUCUCCCCACUGAACUGGAAGACCUCAUCCCUGAAGUGGAAGAGUUCUACAAGAAGAAUCACAGUGGAAGAAAACUGCACUGGCAUCAUUUAAUGUCUAAUGGCAUUAUAACCUUUAAGAAUGAAGUUGGACAGUAUGACCUUGAGGUGACAACAUUUCAGCUGGCAGUUUUGUUUGCUUGGAACCAGAGGCCUAAAGAGAAGAUUAGUUUUGAAAAUCUUAAAUUAGCAACGGAAUUACCAGAUGCAGAGCUAAGGAGGACUCUUUGGUCUCUUGUAGCGUUCCCAAAACUGAAGAGGCAAGUUCUGUCAUAUGAACCACAAGUAAAUUCUCCUAAAGAUUUCACAGAGGGCACCUUGUUUUCAGUUAACCAGGAGUUCAGCUUGAUAAAAAAUGCAAAAGUUCAGAAAAGAGGAAAGAUCAAUUUAAUUGGACGCUUGCAACUCACAACCGAGAGAAUGAGGGAAGAAGAAAAUGAAGGCAUUGUACAACUCCGAAUACUGAGGACUCAGGAGGCCAUUAUUCAAAUUAUGAAGAUGAGAAAGAAAAUUACAAAUGCUCAGCUCCAGACUGAACUAGUAGAAAUUUUGAAAAACAUGUUCUUGCCACAGAAAAAAAUGAUCAAAGAACAAAUUGAAUGGCUCAUAGAACACAAGUACAUCCGAAGAGAUGAGUCCGAUAUCAACACUUUCAUCUACAUGGCAUAAUCUAGAGACCUGCCUGACCGGUACGGAUAAGACGAGCGCUCCGAACAGGUCACCGAGAAUAUUUAUGCGUAAAAGCGAACUCACUCCAGACUUGUUUUACUGCAUAAAUAUUACAGUCGCCUGCCUUCUCCUAUGAAAGGACAGAAAUCUGUUGCCAAUGUCAUUCUGCCAGCAUGACAGCAUCUCGUUCACUUUGCUUUUACCAGCAUGCUGUUUUAAUGGAAAUCGUUUUGGAAGAACUUGUGAGCUUGUAAAGUAGAAUUGUCCAAACCAGAGAAUCCCAGAUUUUUUUUUUCUUUUUUUGGUAAAGUAACUACUUUUGCCCCAGGGGAGGGGAUUGUCACAGUUUCAUGCACUGAUGAAUCGCUGUUACUGUUCGACUUUAAGUGGAAAAAAAAAAAAGAAAAUCAAACUACAAAAAGAAAAUACUACCACAGAAAUCGCACUUUCACAUUUAAGUAUUGCAUUAAUUUAACAUAUGCUAUCGUCCCUUCCUGCACAACUUUUGUGAAUCUUUUAUGCAUAUCAUAAUUUGAAGAGGUUUGUAUUAAUUUGUGGACAUGUUGACCCAUAAACAAUGCUUUUGAUA